Punctularia strigosozonata HHB-11173 SS5 is the source of this 1059-nucleotide messenger RNA. RefSeq lists its product as uncharacterized. Lineage: Eukaryota; Fungi; Basidiomycota; Agaricomycetes; Corticiales; Punctulariaceae. The coding region runs from base 1 to 1059 and encodes 352 amino acids. The transcript has 4 exons. The record is from RefSeq and is a predicted model, not a curated record.
AUGUGGUUCUCCGGCGUUCUGCACAGAAACAUCAGCCCAAGCAACAUCAUCAUCGCCCGAGAGACAGACGGUAAAGUGGGGUAUCUCAUUGACCUUGAUUGCAGUCAUGAAUUCGAGAAGUGGAUCGAGUUCCCUGCCGCAAAUAUAGACAAUUAUCAGGAUAAACCGAGCCUCCUCAGGAACGCCAAGAACGAACUUGGACUGACUAUCACGGAGGAUACCGCAUUGAGGCUGUUAGCUGACUUCACACUACGCAACGCUCUCAAUUUCCUGGCCGUAGCCCGAAAUAUGUGGGAGAAUAUGCCAGACUGUAUCGUACCUGAGCCUGAUCCCGAUCCCAAACGUAGGUCGUGUCCCGAUACGGGCGAUGGAUCAGAUAAUGCUCUGAUGCGCACAGGCACGAAGUCUUUCAUGAGCGGGGAACUCGUCUCUCCUGGAUUUCCAUACCACCCCGGCUUCGGACGUUACAUCGUCGUACGGGGUGUCAUCCACGACAUUGAAUCUUACUUUUGGGUUCUUGUUUACCUCUGCCUCACGCGCACGGGUAAUGGUGAAUGGCGCGACGAGCUGCUCGAGGAUCCGCCCGAAGACGACGUCCCAAUGAAGAUCCUGCAUAAAUUCGUCUACUGCUUCUUUGAUACGUCGGAGGAGAUAAUGCUGAAUGCCAACAAAACUGCCCUGUUUAAGAGGCCGGAUGACGUGGAGAAACACAUUGUUAAAGCCUUCCAUCCCGACCUGAUAUGCUUGCAACCGCUCGUGCUGAGUUUUUGGAAGCUGCUCGCUUUCUCGUACAGGACGUACAACGAUCUCAUACCCGGAGUUAUACACGCGCAACUUCUCAAACUCUUCGACGAGGAAUUGAAAGGUAUCAAACAGCAGUUCGAGGCGCAAACGCUUGAUGUGGCUCGCUCUAGCUCAGACAGCCAGCCUCCAUCCGCAUCCGAGGGGCAUGUUGACGAUGUCUCGUGCACGAUGAAGCCCGUACCCAGCGUCCAUGCACAAUACGAUAACGGUCAUCACAUCCGUUUGCCUAAGAAGGCCAGAGUGGAGAACAACUGA